UUAAACUGCAAGGCAAAGCAGAUUGAAUCAAUAUUUCUGGCGGGAAGUAUAGAGGAGUGAGAUUGUGAGUUAGUAUUCAUUACGACGAACACAAUUUUGUUUGUAAUUAUGACAGGAAUAUAUUCAUUAUCUCUCGGCCUGGUGUACCUACCUUUGAUUAGUCCUUUAACUUCCACUCUGUGGAGUGCAGUCUAUAACACUGACACCUGCACGUGCCCAUGCAGCGCUGCCAGAUACAACUUGUCCGCGGGAGCUGCCAUCACUGAGCAGGAAGCCAAAGAGAAAGCGGCGGAGCUGGAGAAACAACUGACCGUCGACAAGAAGGCCACCUCCUUUCUGAGCAGAACCAAACACAGUCAGCCUGACCCUCGCACAACGGCCACUUCCAUCGGGGCGGUGGGGAGCAUUAUAAUCAGCCUCGUAUUCAUAGUUCUGUGCGUAUCUGACAUAACAUCUUGUAUGAAAAAGGGCAAAGUCCAACCACGCAAGAAAAGACCGAAGAAAAGAGUCUUAAACGCUGGUGUUGUUGAUGAGAGCCACCAGGAUGAAGAGAAUAUAAGAAUAAUCACGGAUGUCUCACUGUACAGAUCCUUGCCGGAUAUAUUCCAAACCAGAACGCCACACUCAUCAGCAGACGAUAUUCACACAUUCUCUGUAGCCAAACUUUUACACGCAGUAAAUAAAUCAGUUUUCCACUUUCAAGGAUCAACCUUCAACACAGAUGAUGUUCAAGCGAGUAGCUUUCCGCCUUUGUCUGAGCCAUUACUGUCUGGUCCGAGAAAAUCCGGAAUGUUUUUUCGAGGACCUUUUCAUCGACAAGCGCAGUCAGAAAACUUCCGCCUUCAAGACUGUCUGCAGCAAGACUUCAGACAUGACAGUACCGCGGAUAUUUUUGGUGUAAAUGGAAUACAAGCACCUUAUCAGUAAAUCAGUUUAGACAAAAGUUCAUGAACAAUUAUUGCUAAAGCGUUUGUUUAAUCCAAUUGUUUUUAAUCAUACACAAAUGUUCAGCUCUGAGUUAAAGAAGAUGACUAAUCACGUAGACUUACAUCUAUCUACUUGUAUACUGAAGUAUUUUUUAAAGAAAACAUUACUAUAGGUGAAGCCAAUGCAUGUGUUUUACCUUCAUUUAAACAGUAUAGUAUCGAGUUAUCCGAAUUCUGUUCAACAUUACUUCGUAGUAUUAUAAUUUUUGUAGACUCUAUGUUAGUCUGUUCCUAUGUCUGUCUCUCUCUAAUUUUUGAUAUCAUUUAUUGCUAAUACUCGCAUAUACUUUAAGGUUUAU
Molecule: messenger RNA, 1285 nt
Organism: Biomphalaria glabrata
Lineage: Eukaryota; Metazoa; Mollusca; Gastropoda; Planorbidae
Exons: 2
Coding region: 109-927 (272 amino acids)
Source: RefSeq, a predicted model, not a curated record